CACUAUAUCAAGGAAGAGCAUCGGUAUAACGUCGCCUCUUAACCGGAUCCGUUCAGUCUGAAUCCUGUCGACGAUCCUCGUACAUUUUUCCAAACCUUUCCCGGUUCAAGUAGAUCCGUCUUUUCCAUCAUGUAUCUACGUUACGUCCUCCUCUUGUUGUCUCAUCACAUUGUGACUUGUAUGUCAUUACCAGCGACCUAUGAUCAACGACAGACCGGUGAUCUGAACGUGCAGGUCCACCUGAAGGAUGUACAAGUGUUGGCAUUGCUGGACUCGGAAUUACUUGACGAUUACACGGAGUACGAUUAUUUUUACGAUUACGCCGAUUUCACGGUGAAACCGAUCGUUAAACCCACCACAAGUACCACCGAAUCAGCUUUAUCGUCUUCCAAUGAAACUACAGAAAGGGUUGAAGUCUCUGAAACACCUGACUCACCCUCUAUAAAUUCCACGCUCCUCUCCUCGACAAAUGGUUCUUUAAAUGCAAAUGCAACCACCGAAGAUACCACGAUUCCUGUGUCAAUGAUCGCUGAAAAAAUAAAUGUAACUACAGGGAUUUUAUCGACCGAGAGUACGGAAGGCUUAAUUAAAAUAAACGAUACUUUGAAAACAAGGGUUAAUGACAAAAAUAAGAACUUCUUUGAUGAUAACGAUGAAGAUUCAGCAGUGCAAACAUUCACGAGAGGUCCGUCGACAAAAUUGUCAGAGAAACGAUGUAGAAAUGGAUAUACACGGGAUGGAAAAGGUCGUUGCCGUCGUCUAAGUCAAAGAAGAUUAUCGUUAAUACCGCUAGCAAUUAAGUUGGCGCCCAAACUAUUGGACGACCUAGCUCGUAGUACGAAGAAUCUGGCGCAGCAGGAAGUUCAUCGGAUGCACUCGAAUUGAAACGUGUCAUGAAU
Osmia bicornis bicornis is the source of this 899-nucleotide messenger RNA. RefSeq lists its product as uncharacterized. The transcript has 3 exons. NCBI's taxonomy places the organism in Eukaryota, Metazoa, Arthropoda, Insecta, Hymenoptera, Megachilidae. Bases 130 to 885 code for a protein of 251 amino acids. The record is from RefSeq and is a predicted model, not a curated record.